AUGGGAACAUUGGGUAAUAGAGUUUUGGUGUUGUUUGAUUCAGGAGCUACACAAUCCUUCAUAUCCCACGAGUGCGUGAAGAAACUGGGAUUGUCGACUCAUGAUCUCGGAUGCGAGUUAAUAGUCUUGAUACCAACAUUUGGACAUGUUUCAACCAAUUUUGCCUGUGUUGGAUGCUUGCUGGAAGUAGAGGGUCGAAGAUUCAAGACACAAGGGGAAGAGUUGAUAUCGUCACAAGAGGCAAUGAGGGAGAUGAAAGGAGAAGCUACUUGUUUUGUGAUAGUGGCUCAAGUUGAAAAGAAAAGCACAAAAGAGCACAUUAGAAGAAUACCAGUAGUGGAUGAAUAUGUUGACGUGUUUCUAGAUGAGAUAACCAAGUUAUCACCCGGCAGGGACAUAGAUUUCUCUAUUGAUCUAGUCCUCGGAGUGGGUCUAGUUGUUAGGAACCCCGUAUAG
This is a messenger RNA of Vigna unguiculata (cowpea), 456 nucleotides long. RefSeq lists its product as uncharacterized. The record is from RefSeq and is a predicted model, not a curated record. NCBI's taxonomy places the organism in Eukaryota, Viridiplantae, Streptophyta, Magnoliopsida, Fabales, Fabaceae.